ACCCCCCUGCACCUCGCCAUCGCCAUCGGCGACACCGACAUAACAACCUACCUCCUCUCCUCAGCUCUCAUCUCCCCCAACACCCGCGACCACCACGGCCGCCCACCCCUCUUCACCGCCAUGGCCAACUGGCGCGUCAAACUCGCCGCCCUCCUCCUCGCCCAUCCAUCCAUCGACAUCAACGCCGCCGACAAGGAAGGCAACACCGCCCUGCACAUGGCCGUGCGACACCAAGAAGAACACAUCCAGGACCUCCUGCUCGCUCGCGAGGAUGUUGAUUUCAAUGUCAGGAAUGCGAAGGGCCGGACGGCGUUGUGGGAUGCGGUGGAGUAU
Molecule: messenger RNA, 333 nt
Organism: Zasmidium cellare ATCC 36951
Lineage: Eukaryota; Fungi; Ascomycota; Dothideomycetes; Mycosphaerellales; Mycosphaerellaceae
Exons: 1
Molecular function (GO): protein binding
Source: RefSeq, a predicted model, not a curated record